CCAUUAUCUAGUGGAGAAGGUGUAAGGGAAACAUCAUGGAUACUAACAUUUGGAGUGAAUAUAACGAGAAUGUUUUGAGGUGUAAAUAUCCCUUACAUCGCUGUUGUAGGGACGGUGACGUAGAAAUGAUAGAAUAUUUAAUUACUUGCGUUCGUUAUUCCGUACAAACCGAAGAUUGUUUUCACAGUUGGACUCCUUUCCAUUGGGCAUGUCGUUUCGGUAAAUUGGAUUGUCUCCAGAAAUUAGCAUCCUAUCUUCCUUCUAAUACAAGUAUUGAUAUCAAAUCCUCAAGAAAUUUGCAAACUCCUCUUCAUAUAUCAGCAUUAGCAUGUCAAUCACAUUGUUUGCUUUGGUUAUUACAGGCUGGUGCUGAUGCAAAUAAUCAGGAUUCACUGGGAGAAACUGCUUUGCAUAAAGCUAUUAGAAGUGGAAGCAUAGAAUGUGCUGCAAUUUUAUUAUUAAAAAAUGCUGAUAUAAGAUUUUUCUACUACAAAGACCCAGAAUUUCUAGAGGAAAAGUUGCAUAAUAUUAAUGAUCAGAGUCCUAUUGAAUUAGCAACAGUAUGUGGUAAUUCCAUUUUAACAGUAUUAAUGGACAAAAUUAAUGAAUGCAUUGCUACAAAAAAUUUGACAGAUGCAGAAAACAUCUUGCAAACUGUGAUGAAAAAUUUUACUGCUUCAUUUGCCGCUUUCUAUUCUGUCAGAAAUUAAAUCGAUAAAUAAUGAUAUAAAUUCAGUAGAAAAAGACUGUUCCAAUAUGCAGUAUGAAAUUUCUUCGCAAAAUAUAAAAAAUAGUAGGAAAAGAUCAUUUACUGAAGAUGAUUCAGAAAUUUCAAAAAGAAAAAAACUAAAUGAAUCUGAACUUUAUUCCAAUCCAUCAGUGCUUUGUAAUAGUACUUCUGGUAUACCUUCUGAAGAACCAAUGAUACCAUGUAUUGUUCAGCAUCAAAGUUCAUUUGGAAUUCAAAUGCUUCAUGACAUUAAUAGACAUGUACCUCGUUGUUUCGGUCACUAUAUUUAAAAUACUUUUCAGUAUAUUAUAAUGUUAAGAAAGGUAAUAAUAUAUAUCAUUAUAAAAAAUAUAUAUAUUAUAUCAGUUAUUUGCUGAAUUCUCAUCACAUUUCUUUUAAUUAAAUUUUCUGAAUUUUAAUGAGUAUUUUGAUAAAUACACACAAUUUUUAUGUUUUGUAUUA
Molecule: messenger RNA, 1192 nt
Organism: Centruroides sculpturatus (bark scorpion)
Lineage: Eukaryota; Metazoa; Arthropoda; Arachnida; Scorpiones; Buthidae
Product: ankyrin repeat domain-containing protein 10-like
Exons: 3
Coding region: 36-710 (224 amino acids)
Molecular function (GO): protein binding
Source: RefSeq, a predicted model, not a curated record